Molecule: messenger RNA, 447 nt
Organism: Helianthus annuus (common sunflower)
Lineage: Eukaryota; Viridiplantae; Streptophyta; Magnoliopsida; Asterales; Asteraceae
Product: vegetative cell wall protein gp1-like
Exons: 2
Coding region: 1-447 (148 amino acids)
Source: RefSeq, a predicted model, not a curated record
AUGUCCAUGCGUGGGGGUUUCCAUUUUAGCACCCCCCAACACUCCAGCAACAGCAACUACCCGCCGCUCUAUGAAGACCCGCAAAUGGGUGGGCCUUCAAAUGCAGUUUCUGAAGUCGACUCUGCACCAGUCGCCCCAGCACCACCCAUGGGUUAUGAAAACCCAAUUCCAUCUUACCCAGCAAACUUCAAUGCUAUCUACCCUGGUCCUUUUCCACCUACGUACCCAACUGGGUACCCUGCAUAUGGGUAUCAAUACCCACCACCUCCACAGCCUCAGCAGCCGCAGCCGCCGCAGCCACCACAAAUUCAACCACCGCAACAACAAGAAAUCCUCCAAAGGUUGCACGAGGUGGAACAAAGGGUAGACGAAGAGCGUAGAAGCCGUCGCGGUCUUCUAAAGGGUUUGGCAAACCUCAUUAAGGGGAAAAAGAAGAGGGAUUAUUAG